AUGGACGAUGAAAGAUGGGCAAUAUUGUUCGAUCAAGAAUAUAUUCGAGCCGAAGAUUAUAAACGCUGUUUACAAACCGUGAAUGAUUUUAACCUCUUCAUCGAUGAACUUCCUGAUUUGCUCAGGAAGGAUGCAUUAGUUGAGUGCUCUAACUGUCACAAGAUUUCACUUCCUCAACGAUCUCAAGAUGAAGAUAUGCAGCAAUGUUACCGACAAAAAUAUUCACAUAAAAUUGAAAGAAUUUCUUCUGUAGAUGGAUUACGUGACACUAAACUAGAUAUUACGACUUUAAGAUCACUUUUUGAAUUGGUCGGAAUGAAUUUUGAAGAAUUCAACAAAUCUGCAAAUUAUUUCUUUGAACUAUAUAAGGUUUACAUUUGUCGAAAAUGUGAUACAGUUUCAUCUUUUCCCGAACAUGCCGGAUAUCGUAGUUCAAAUCAUAAGCAUUCUUAUAUGUUAACUAGUUUAGAUCAACUGAAAGGCAUAAAGUUUGACCUAUUACAUUUUUUUGAUAUUCUCAAGAAUUGUGUGGAUUCUUUACGCCCGGAAGCGCUCUCUCACAAAUGGGAUAUACACUUUGAACCUAUUUCGUUAGGAAAAAGAAUGUUCUAUUCUGGUAAUUUUGGAAACACUGAUUGGAAAGAAUAUAUUAAAAUUGAUGGUAUCCAUGAGGCACUUGAAAUAUACACACGAUUUCUUGAAACCUUACCAAAAAAACUUUACAACUGGGCACUUUACAAAUGUCUUGACUGUAAUGCAAUAUCUUCAAAUUCAAGGAUAAUUGGUCCAUGCUGGCAAACGAAUAAUUGGUUCGACGAAAAUCAUUACUUACCUCAGAUGCCACAUAAAUUUGAAAAAAUUGAGGAUGUCGAUGUUUUUUUAAAUUCAAAAGUCUCAUUGAAUAUGUUGGGAAGAACAUAUGCUCAACGAAAUAAUUUAAAAUCUAAACCUUUACACAAUUUUUUGCAAGGCAUUUUGGGAUUUCCUUAUUUUGUUAAACAUUGCGAGAUGUACGUGUGCAUUCAAUGUGGAAACCUUUCAAUAAUGAAACAAGGUAGUUUAUGUAGGUCACCUUACCAUAAACACGUAUUUAAUAGGAUCAUUGAUGUAUUUCCCUUCUAUGAUGAAGCCAUUAAUUUAUUUGAAUUUCAGAAUAUCCUUCGAACAGCUUUAGAUAUUACUUACCCUGAUAAACCUGUCUAUAGAACCAAGUUUGUGGCUGGCCUUCAAAGUUCUCCAAUUUAUUCAAAAAAAAAACAUAAACUCUCUGAAAAGUACUAUAUUUUUGUCAUUAGCAUAAUGAGUCAAAAUCACACUUCUGAUUCUCGGUUAAAUACAAGUGAAGGCGUUCAAAGUACAAGCAAUGUAGACGACUUAGAAGUGGAGGAAGAUAUUGAGAAUGGUGGUGGCUUAAGUAGUGGUAGCCAAACUCUCGGAGAGUUUUACAAAGAGGUAAAUUCCAUAACAGAAAUGAUUCGUUCGAUAAGGGAAAAUAUUACAGCUCUCAAAGAUUUGUAUAAAAGAACCUUGGCUGUAGAAACGGAAGAUGAGAGUUCUCGUUGA
Dentiscutata erythropus is the source of this 1563-nucleotide messenger RNA. Lineage: Eukaryota; Fungi; Glomeromycota; Glomeromycetes; Diversisporales; Gigasporaceae. The record is from the annotation of a GenBank genome assembly.